Messenger RNA from Dermacentor silvarum, 3335 nucleotides. RefSeq names its product solute carrier family 2, facilitated glucose transporter member 12-like. Gene Ontology annotation, biological process: transmembrane transport. The record is from RefSeq and is a predicted model, not a curated record. Gene Ontology annotation, molecular function: transmembrane transporter activity. Lineage: Eukaryota; Metazoa; Arthropoda; Arachnida; Ixodida; Ixodidae. Gene Ontology annotation, cellular component: membrane. The coding region runs from base 1 to 1599 and encodes 532 amino acids. The transcript is spliced from 14 exons.
AUGGCCUUUGUCAACUGCCCGAUGGUAAGCCUCUCCUUCCUUCCGGUCCUCCUGGCGGCGAGCAUCGCCUCCCUGGGAGGCAUCCUAUUCGGCUUACGAUUCGGGAUAAUAGCCGGGGCUCUGCUGCAAGUUAGAGAGAUCUUCGACCUUUCGUGCGACGUCCAGCAGCUGGUGGUCGGAAGCGUGUUUUUCAGCGCGUUCGUGACCUCAUUUUUCGGAGGUGUCCUGGUCGACAACCUUGGACGCAAGAGGGCGCUCCUGCUGGCCACCGCCCUCUUCUUGGGCGGGUCGGCGCUGCAGAGCGUGAGCACGGGCCUCGCCAUGUUCGUGACGGCGCGGUUCAUCACCGGGUUCGCCAUCUCGCUGUCGACCACAGCGCAGUGCACCUACAUCGCCGAGAUAUCGCCUGCCGUCCAUCGUGGCCUGCUCAUGUCCCUGAGCGAAGUGGGCAUCACCGCCGGCUUCUUGUUCGCUUACAUGAUCAACUACGCCUUCAUCUCCUACGAGAAUGGCUGGCAGCUCAUGUUCGGGGUCGCCACGUUGCCGGCCCUGCUGGAACUGGUGGGGACGCUGUUCCUGCCACAGAGCCCGCACUUCCUCGUGCUCAAGGGACGCCACGAUGAGGCCCGAAAGGCGCUCACCGUCAUCCACGGGGAGAACGCGGCUUCCCAGGAAUUGGGUCGCAUGCAGAAGUCCUUGAUGGAAGAACAGAAUUACCGUUACCGCGACCUCUUCGCACCGGGAUUGAGAGGAAGGAUGCUCGUCGGCGUUGGUCUCGUCGUCCUACAGCAGUGCACCGGUCAAACAAACGUCACCUACUACGCCCCAACUCUCCUCCAGCACCUAGGAUUCUGCUCCAACGUGGCUGCCACCCUGGCUUCCGUGGGACUAGGGGUGGUCAAGGUUGGCUCAGCCAUCUUCGCCCUGCUGGUUCUGGACCGCCUGGGCCGUCGCAUCUGUCUCUUGUCCGGGACGCUUCUCAUGGCGGUCAGCAUCUUCGCCCUGGGGAUCCUCGCCAAGUACUCCUACGGCGGCGGGGGCCAUGCUAUCCCGCUACGCUGCCGUGACGGACCUGCCCUCUUCAACGACUCCGAGCGUCUGCCCGAAGCGACAGAGAAGCGUGACGGUAGCCGCUCCUCUAUCGGCGCAGCGGCGGCGGAAGAGUAUCAGUGUGUGGGUGUACCUAAGGGCUCGGCCAUCCAGAGGGCGCUCACGCUGGCCGCUCUCAUGACCUACGUGUUCGCCUACGGAGUCGGCUUUGGCACGACGACCUGGCUGAUCCUCAGCGAAAUCUUCCCAGCGGCUGUCAGGGGCCGAGCCAUAGCUGUGGCCACCUCUGCAAACUGGGCGGCCAACGUGGUUGUGUCGGCCUCCUUCCUCACCGUGCUGGACAUCCUGGGCAUCGGUGACACGCUGCUAAUGUACUCCGGCGUGUGCAUGCUGUCGUUGGUGUUCAUAUUCCUGUGCGUUCCGGAGACCAAGCACAAGACGCUCGAGGAGAUCACCUCCGAACUUGAUCAAGGGCUAAACCGGUGGCGGACGAUCCUCCCAAGACGGUGGGGAAGUUCAUCGGACUACACGUUGCGUGGGCCGGCCUGAAGCGAACGAAAAGACGUUACAGGCACUUACUUCUACAACGAAAGAAACAUUCCGGUUACUUGGCACCGACAGAUACCGAGUGUGUGCCGUGCGAACGCCGCCGUGAACCUGAACAAAGACUUGUGCGCAGUCCAGCGACUACGGCUCCGUAGCCUGUCUACGCUUGGCAGGACGUGACUGUGCAAAGUGCGGAAAUGCCUGAUAAAUGACAGCGUGCUCGGUCCUACGGCGUGACGUUCACGGGACCACGGAGCUACGCUGGAGGGCUGAGCGCGAGCAGUGUUCUUGAGACCUUGACAUCUUGUUCGGGUGUCGCGAAACUUGUCCUUAUUCUAGGACUCCCACCUAUAGACCGUCGGUUGUUGCUUUUUCAGUGGCCGCUAGUCGGCGAAUACGGCCAGCAGCUUCGACACACUGAAAGUCUAACGUGUAGCCCUCGAAGGGCGUUGGAGUUGCCCGUACUGACGUCACAUAUGCUUAUUAUCAAACUCUUGAAAGUGCCUCUUAUUGUGUUGGGCCUGAACCAAGUGACAACCUGCGCAAAUGGCUGUGCAGCGCGAACUUUAUGUGAGAACGAUGCUCGGCAAUAUAUGUCAAGUUGUAGUCGGCUUUGAGCGGGGUCGCCGAGAUUGACCAAGUGACCCAGCCGUGUUACGUGAUUUUUCUGCUGGACUGUUCGGUCUUUCAAGGUUAACAGAAGUGUGCGUUCUUAAAGCACAACACAAGCACUCACCCAGUCGGUGACCCUCCCCGUGAUUGUCAUCUGGUGCCCAGUCUUGUGUGUUGCGCAGUACAAACCAUGUAAGUGCUAGCAGACGACAAGGAAGAGGACAGCGAACAAAGCAACACUCUCGUAGGCCGAGGCAGGACGCAGUUGUGAAAGACGAGCAGAAAACGCUGCUCUUGUCACGUGGUAGCCAGGAAGAGUGAAACAGCCGAAUGCGCAGUCCCUUCAUCUCUUUUGUUCGUUACUAGAAUUUGUUGUGACGCCAGGUGAGGGCUCGGAGCGCCACCAAAAACGUCUGCUUGAUAUUGCACUGACAGAGCCGUGCCGCUGACUUCUUGUAUCACCUGCCGGAAGGCAGUAUGUACUACUAUGUAGUACGUGUUCCUAAGAUGAACUCCUUCACGUUCAGCUGAUAAUAGUUUUAUGUAUAUAAAGAAACAACGAAAAGGAAAGGGUGUGCUCAACUGAAAAGCAAGCAUAAGGCUCGAAAGCAGAAGAAUUCAAAAGUUUGACCUGCGCCAUAAAACAUUUGAUGCAUGCAAGUUUUAUAUAUACAUGUAUAGUUCGUUAUGUCCGAUUGAGUUUAACAAGGAUCAGUCGGGGCUACUUAGGGCAAUCAGCGCCUGGGCAUGAGGUGCCGUCAUCUGUACCUGUGAAUAGUAUUUUGCACUCCUAUACAUGAUAUGCACUUCGAGUUAUGCCGGCAACCUUAGGCUGCGGCUUUUCCCGCUGACUUGAACACUGGAUGCACUGUUAUAAUUGGCAAAAGCAUUGAAAGACACUGGCGAAGGUGCCUGAUCUGUGGUUUAGGUCACUUGUGAGCGCGCAUCGACCUGUACAAUGGCUCGCUAUCUUAGUUUAUUUGUUAGCGUGAUGAAGACUAUCUUCAAGCCCCUGUAUCCGGCGUGCAAAGCUGUACAGCGCUGUUUUUAUACGAGGUGUAUUAUAGAAUCUUACACUUGUCGAUCAACGUUGAAUUCUGCAUCGCCGUAGUGUAAGUGGCGAUUUG